ACCACGCUUGCUCGCGGAGGCAUCGAUCGCCCCACUCGCGCUCGCCAAUUCGCGACCCGCUCCCUCAGCCGAGCGCGCCAACAUGCAGCCUCCACCUAGAAAGAGUAACUACACCAAGUUCCUCAAGAACUUGCACACGGAGCAGAUUUCGAAGCUGCAUGCGAAAAACCAGCAUGAGUGCGACCUCCUCGAAGACCUGCGCACCUACACCAUCAAGCGUUCAGCUAUCGAAAAGUCUUACUCCGAGGCGCUGCUCAAGAUAUCGUCAGCAUAUCUGAACAAGAAGAUUCCCAACAUCCCUGACAUAAAAGUGGACGGCGCCGAAGAAAAAUGGAACAUGUGGAAUGUGUGGCGCACUGUACUGGAAGAGAACGAGAAGCUUGCACGUGCACGACUGGCCGCCGUCGAAGUCUUCCAGCAGCAGAUCGCUGAUGAGGCCAAGGUUCUGCGCCAGCACAAACUCAAUGUCGCCAAAAAGUGCACAGACUCCCUGGCGCAAGCGCACAAGGAGCUGCAGCUGACUGUGCUGGACGUGGACAAAACGAAGAAGCUAUACUUUGACGAGGAACACACCGCACACGACGUGCGUGAUAAAGCCAAGGAUAUCGAAGAGAAAUUGAAGAAGAAGAAGGGCUCGUUUUUCCAGUCCAUCACGUCGCUGCAGAAAAACAGCGCGAAGGUUUCCUCCCGGAGGGAUCAGCUCGAGGAAAAGUCCGCCGGCGCCCGCAACGACUACAUCCUCAACCUCGCUGCAGCCAACGCGCAUCAGAACCGCUAUUUCCUAGUGGAGCUUCAAUCAUGCAUGCAGACCAUGGAAGCGGCGGUAUACGAGAAGGUAUCGGAGUUCCUGACGCUGAUGGGCCGCACCGAGCUGCUGACCUGCUCGGCGACACAGCAUUCGUUCGGCAAGAUCCGCGAUCAGGCUCAGCAGCUCACCAGGGAAUACAACCUGCAGUGUGUUUACCUUUACUACCCCGUGCUGAAACAGCAUAUACAGUACGAGUUCGAGCCUUGCGAUAACGAUCCCGUGGACACUGUGACGAUGGAGCAGGAGUCAGUUGCAAUGACGCUUGCGCAGGAGGCUCGUCGUUGGGCUACACGGGUUGUACGGGAGACGGCACUCGUCCGCGAUGCCACGCGGAAGAUUCAUUUGUAUCAAGCCAUGAGGGAUGCUGGGCAGAAGGUUGAUCCAAACGAUCCGAACGGCCCAGAGCUGGAAGUUCGUCUUGACGAACUGCGUGCCACCAUUCGUCGGUCAGAAACAUCCAAAGCAAAAUACGAAGCUCGAUUGGAGUGCUUGCGCAUUGGUGGCGCGCCCGUCGACGAGUGGUUGAAGGAGGUGGACCUGCUGGCUGUGCAAGACGCGUUGCCCAGGAGCAGUAGUCUGCUUAGCGUGAGGACUGACGCCUCAGGGGCUGCUGACCAGCCGAGCUCGGACUCAUUCUACGACAGCGACAACACGGACGGCGAAGCGGGUCCCUCGGCGGCUACUGCGGCCUCCGCCGCACAGCAUCAGCGCACCACCUCUGGCUCGCAGCAUGAUGACGACCACGACGAAGAUGUAGACGCGAUGUUGGAAGAAGAAAGGCAGCGCAUAGAAUCACUCACAGUGGGCUGGGAUGACCCCACUCAAGUGAACUGGGGGGAGGCUGAGCCUGCUGCUCCUGCAGGUCAGGAGACCGUGGACCAACCUGCGCCUCCUUUAUACAAGUGUACAGCUCUGUACUCAUAUACGGCACAAAACCCCGAUGAGCUGUCAAUUAUCGAGAACGAGCAGCUGGAGGUGGUGGGAGAGGGCGACGGUGACGGUUGGCUGCGUGCGCGCAACUACCGCGGCGAGGAAGGUUACGUGCCGCACAAUUACCUUGACGUCGACAGGGAGCAGCAGGCAUCAGCAGCACCUGGUCUGGUGACCCAGAUAUCCUUCUCGUCAGUGGACUACACAGUGGAGGGCGAAGACGCCGACGUGGUGCAGUCCCCGGACCAGAUCUCUGUCAUUUCCGCUCCAGUCGCCAAGCCCGACGACUCUAAGGCUGUUACACCGCAAGCCAAGAAUGAUCUGCCAACGCUUGGAUACUGUUUCGCUCUGUAUGACUAUGACGCUGAGGGAGAUGAUGAGCUAAAUUUGGAGGAGGGACAGAUAAUUCGUGUAGUAUCGCGCGACGCGCAUGGCGUCGACGACGGGUGGUGGCGCGGUGAAGCCAACGGCCAACUUGGAAACUUUCCAUCGCUCAUCGUCGAAGAAUGUGACGAGAAUGGCGAGCCAUUAAGUGGCGGCGAAGACUGGACACCGGGUGCUGACGGAACCGCUCCUGUUUUCACCUCACCACCGGGAUCUCCCCCCGGCGCUGCUCACGACGAAAUCGUGAUGAGUGACAACAAUAACGAAAAGAGUGGAGCACCACCGGCUGCUCCUCCCCCGCCGCCGCCUGUGGACCUCAGCGACUCCAUGGACAGUCAGCCUGAUUUCAGCUUUAACCUUGAGUUAAGUAGGAACCAGCAGGACUUGUAUGACUUGCAGUUCUCUCAGUCGGAGCCGACCAAGCCUCCUCCGAUCGCACCGCAAGUCACCAUCGUCGUCGAUGAGGUUGAGGGUGAAAAUUUAGAAGAUGAGGAGGAGGAGGAACUGCAGACGGUGGCACCGCAACCACCAAGCAAGCCGAAGGCAGUUGAGCUACCGGAGGAGUCCGUUCUCGGCGUGGGCAUCGUCAUCACAGCCGCCACGCCCAUGGUCGAGGAGCCUGAACAACCGUUCCCGCCUCCGGAGCCCCAGCCUGAACCCGAACCCGAGACCGAGCCUGAACCGGAACGUGCCGAAGACAACGAUGACGAAGAAUCCUCACUUUCUGAGCAAACCGCCGUGUGCCUUCGUGGGGACGAUGAGGGCCCGGCUGACUCUGCUCCACACCCUGCUUCAAGUUCCACAGCAUCCGAGGGUGAGUCAACGGGAGCAUCCAUCGCCUCCGGCCCGCCCACCGCUCCACAUUCCCCUCCAGCAACGGUUCGAGCAGGCCGAGCUUCCAUUCCCGAUGAGCUCGAGCCCGCGCAGCUGGCCCGCCUCACCGACCUGAAGGAAUCUAACGCUUAAGGUUCUGGAAUCACAACUGAUCCGCGCGAUGCACUCGUCUGACAGCGGCCUAUCGCCUGCGUUUUUACCUACAAAUUAUUCACCACUAUUAAGAUUAUCUGUCAAGUUCCAAAUACAAGUUUUAUAUUUUUCCUAUAAGAACUUCAGAUGGUUUUUCAAAUAGUGCGAACUGGAUCUUCUGAAAAAGGAACUGACUUACAACUAAGUCACUUGGAUCUUAGCAGAUAAUAGGUAUUAUUACUUGUAAACGCAGAUAACUUACCUGUUAUUUAGAUAUUUCUUUUUCGAGAACGUAAAUUCUUAUGCAAGUUUUAUACAAAAAAAAAGAGAGUUGAUCAAUGAUAUUAAUAAACCAAGCC
Hyposmocoma kahamanoa is the source of this 3447-nucleotide messenger RNA. RefSeq names its product F-BAR and double SH3 domains protein 2 (gene nwk). Lineage: Eukaryota; Metazoa; Arthropoda; Insecta; Lepidoptera; Cosmopterigidae. The transcript is spliced from 18 exons. The record is from RefSeq and is a predicted model, not a curated record. Gene Ontology annotation, biological process: regulation of actin filament polymerization; neuromuscular synaptic transmission. Gene Ontology annotation, molecular function: protein binding. The coding region runs from base 83 to 3088 and encodes 1001 amino acids. Gene Ontology annotation, cellular component: neuromuscular junction; recycling endosome.